Molecule: messenger RNA, 2619 nt
Organism: Jaculus jaculus (lesser Egyptian jerboa)
Lineage: Eukaryota; Metazoa; Chordata; Mammalia; Rodentia; Dipodidae
Gene: Rorb
Product: RAR related orphan receptor B
Exons: 10
Coding region: 151-1530 (459 amino acids)
Biological process (GO): regulation of transcription by RNA polymerase II
Cellular component (GO): nucleus
Molecular function (GO): RNA polymerase II cis-regulatory region sequence-specific DNA binding; nuclear receptor activity; zinc ion binding
Source: RefSeq, a predicted model, not a curated record
GUGCGUCCGUCCGGCUGAAGGGAUGCUGUCCUGGGCGGAGCGGCUGUGCGCAGACCUCCUCCGUCCCUCGUGCUGAGCGGGAUUUCUGGGCUCCGGGGCUCGGGCUGGGCGCAGCUUCAUGACUACGCGGAGCGGGACAGCGGCCACACCAUGCGAGCACAAAUUGAAGUGAUACCAUGCAAAAUUUGUGGAGAUAAAUCCUCUGGGAUCCACUACGGAGUCAUCACGUGCGAAGGCUGCAAGGGGUUCUUCAGGAGGAGCCAGCAGAAUAAUGCCUCAUACUCCUGCCCAAGGCAGAGGAACUGUUUAAUUGAUAGAACCAACAGGAACCGUUGCCAACACUGCCGACUGCAGAAGUGUCUUGCCCUGGGAAUGUCAAGAGAUGCUGUGAAGUUUGGGAGGAUGUCCAAAAAACAGAGGGACAGCCUGUAUGCUGAGGUGCAGAAACACCAGCAGCGGCUGCAGGAACAGCGGCAGCAGCAGACUGGGGAGGCUGAGGCCCUGGCCAGAGUGUACGGCAGCAGCAUCAGCAACGGCCUGAGCAACCUGAACACCGAGACCAGCAGCACGUACACCAAUGGGCAUGUCAUUGACUUGCCCAAGUCCGAGGGUUAUUACAACAUAGAUUCUGGCCAGCCAUCUCCCGAUCAGUCAGGACUGGACAUGACUGGAAUCAAACAGAUAAAGCAAGAACCUAUCUAUGACCUCACCUCCGUACCCAACUUGUUUACCUAUAGUUCUUUCAACAACGGGCAGUUAGCUCCAGGGAUAACAAUGACCGAGAUCGAUCGAAUUGCACAGAACAUCAUCAAGUCCCAUUUGGAGACAUGCCAGUACACAAUGGAAGAGCUGCACCAGCUGGCAUGGCAGACUCAUACCUAUGAGGAAAUCAAAGCGUAUCAAAGCAAGUCCAGGGAAGCACUGUGGCAGCAAUGCGCCAUCCAGAUCACACAUGCCAUCCAGUACGUGGUGGAGUUUGCCAAGCGGAUAACCGGCUUCAUGGAGCUCUGUCAGAACGAUCAAAUUCUCCUGCUGAAGUCAGGUUGCUUGGAAGUGGUUUUGGUGAGAAUGUGCCGUGCCUUCAACCCAUUAAACAACACUGUUCUGUUUGAAGGAAAAUAUGGAGGAAUGCAAAUGUUCAAAGCCUUAGGCUCUGAUGACCUAGUGAAUGAAGCUUUCGACUUUGCAAAGAACCUGUGCUCCCUGCAGCUGACUGAAGAGGAGAUCGCCUUGUUCUCCUCCGCGGUUCUGAUAUCCCCAGAUCGAGCCUGGCUGAUAGAACCAAGAAAAGUCCAGAAGCUUCAGGAAAAAAUUUAUUUUGCACUUCAACAUGUGAUUCAGAAGAAUCACCUGGAUGAUGAAACCUUGGCAAAGUUAAUAGCCAAGAUACCAACCAUCACAGCAGUUUGCAACUUGCAUGGGGAGAAGCUGCAGGUAUUUAAGCAAUCUCAUCCAGACAUAGUGAAUACACUGUUUCCUCCAUUAUACAAGGAACUCUUUAAUCCUGACUGUACCACGGUCUGCAAAUGAAGGGGACAAGAACUGUCUCACAGUCAUGGAAUGCAUCACCAUUAAGACAAAAGCAAUGUGUUCAUGAAGACUUAAGAAAAAUGUCACUACUGCAACAUUAGGAAUGUCCUGCACUUAAUAGAAUUAUUUUUCACCGCUACAGUUUGAAGAAUGUAAAUAUGCACCUGAGGGGGCUCUUUUGUUUGUUUGGUUUUGAAAUGACCAUAAUAUACAAAUAUAGGACACUGGGUGUUAUCUUUUUUUAAUUUUAUUCGGGUAUGUUUUGGAGACAACUGUUUAUAGAAUUUUAUUGUAGAUAUAUACAAGAACAGAGCGGUACUUUACAUGAUUCCUUUUCCUGUUGAUUGUUCAAAUAUAAUUUAAGAAAAUUCCACUUAAUAGGCUUACCUAUUUCUAUGUUUUUAGAUAGUUGAUGCAUGUGUAAGUUUGUAACUGUCUUGGAAAGUACUGUGCAUGUAUGUAAUGAGUAUAUAAUAUGUGAGAAUAUUAUAUAUGACUAUUACUUAUACAUGCACAUGCACUGUGGCUUAAAAUACCAUGCUCACUAGCAAUGGAGGGUCAGUUAGGCUCUUAUUUCACCUUUUGUGUUGUAUGUUACUUUUAUGUUAGACAAUCAGGGUUUUUUUUUUCAGCCAGAGUUUUCAUCUAUAGUCAAUGGCAGGAUGGUACCAAUUCAGAAAUAAGUCUAUAAAUGAACAGUACAGUGCAUAGCCUCUCUCUCUCUCUCAAGCCAUCAUUUCUAUCAAUCCUCAGAGCCUUGUCAAGGUGGCACAUACUGAGGGGCAAGAGUGUCUGGAGUGAUUUUCCUGUUUUACAAAUUGGGCUGCAAAUGAUACUGUAAGGUCCAAGGUUUUUGUUUUUUUUUGGGGGGGGCAAACAAGAGAUACUUCCUAGUUUUUCACCAAACUAUAAAGCAUUUUCCCCAAAAUCCCACCCCCACUGGAUUUGGAUUUCCAAUUGUAAACGAAACUUGACUUUGGUGCUCAUUAUAUCAUCAACCAAAAAAAAAAAAAAAUGCAGUCUGUAGAUUAUGAUUACCAGCAAUGAAUUUUCUCUUAGAAAAAAUAGACUAUAAAAGUGCAAACCAGG